Messenger RNA from Heterostelium album PN500, 1041 nucleotides. It is a transcript of the gene gpaD, whose product is annotated as guanine nucleotide-binding protein subunit alpha. Gene Ontology annotation, molecular function: GTP binding; G-protein beta/gamma-subunit complex binding; G protein-coupled receptor binding. NCBI's taxonomy places the organism in Eukaryota, Evosea, Eumycetozoa, Acytosteliales, Acytosteliaceae. Gene Ontology annotation, biological process: adenylate cyclase-modulating G protein-coupled receptor signaling pathway. The transcript is spliced from 4 exons. Gene Ontology annotation, cellular component: heterotrimeric G-protein complex. Bases 1 to 1041 code for a protein of 346 amino acids. The record is from RefSeq and is a predicted model, not a curated record.
AUGAGAUUCAAAUGUUUUGGAUCUGAGGAGACUGAAGCCUCGUCAAAGAUCGACAGAAUGAUCGAAACAGAUAGAAGAAAGUUGAGAAAGUUUGUCAAAUUAUUACUUUUGGGUCCAGGUGAAUCAGGUAAAUCAACCAUUUUUAAACAAAUGAAGAUUAUUCAAGAGGAUGGUGGUUAUUCUAGAGAUGAACUGAUGGAGUAUCGUGCUUUUGUAUAUUCAAAUUGUAUAAGUCAAAUGGAGGCAUUAUUGACAGCAUCUGCAAAAUUAAAUAUUGAGUUGGAGAAACCAGAGAACAAACAAAGAGCAGCUAAUAUUUUAAGACGAACAAUUGGUAAUGAACCAUGGUUAUUGUUGGCCGAAGACAUCAAACACUUGUGGGAAGACAAGGGAAUUAAAGAUACAUAUGCACAAAAAGAUAAAUAUUUCCAACUGAAUGAUUCAGCUUCUUAUUUCUUUGAAAAUAUUGAUAGAUAUAUGAAAGAGGAUUUCAUUCCAAAUGAACAAGAUGUACUUAGAUGUCGUGUAAGAACAACUGGUAUUCAAGAGUCAGAGUUUACAUUUGAAAAGAUUAGAUUAAAGAUUGUCGAUGUCGGUGGACAGCGUUCACAACGUCGUAAGUGGAUUCAUUGUUUCGAUUGUGUCACUGCAGUUAUCUUUGUGGCAGCCAUGAGUGACUACGAUCAGGUGCUGCGUGAAGAUGAGACUGUAAACCGUACCAGAGAGUCGCUGGCUCUCUUCAAAGAGAUUGUUAAUUGCGACUACUUUAAAGAUACACCGAUCGUACUCUUCCUGAAUAAGAAGGAUCUCUUCAAGGAAAAGCUAAAGCGUGUACCACUACAGUCGUGUUUCUCUGAAUAUACCGGUCCCAACAAAUAUAAAGACGCAGCCAUGUUUAUCCAAUCGCAGUACCUCGCCCAAGGACCAUCACCUCGUACCAUUUACACCCACGCCACCUGUGCCGUCGAUACAGAAAACAUUAAAUUUGUAUUCAAAGCCGUACGACAAACCAUUCUUAGUCAGGCAUUGGAGCACUUCUAA